Molecule: messenger RNA, 1681 nt
Organism: Coccomyxa subellipsoidea C-169
Lineage: Eukaryota; Viridiplantae; Chlorophyta; Trebouxiophyceae; Coccomyxaceae
Exons: 10
Coding region: 164-1681 (505 amino acids)
Biological process (GO): regulation of alternative mRNA splicing, via spliceosome
Cellular component (GO): nucleus
Source: RefSeq, a predicted model, not a curated record
CAAUAUUGCAAAUUGAAACGCUGCCUGGCAACAAGAAACCACAAAAAUUGCAUAUUCCUGUCCGUUGCACAACCCUUUGAGCCAAAAGGGGUGGUGGCGACGUCAGCAGAUGCGGCAACCUCUGUAGAUCUGCAAGGACUGAAGCAAUCUUCCCUUGUACAUCAUGCAAAGUGCUGCAGUUCUUUGCAUGUUCACCUGCUGGUGCAUUCUCCAUGCAGCAGCAGCUGCCAGGGACCCAACACAGUACGCCGAGCAAUUAAAGAAAGAUGCAACGGAUGCCACAGCUGCCAAUAUGCUCAUUGGCCAGAUAGCCCCGCUCUGGACUGGCUACGCAUCCCUGAACAAGCAGGUACCUGUUCCUGUGGCCCUCAACUGCCGCAACCCACAGCCACUGGAUGGCGUUGCAAGCAACAGCUCCUCUGCAAAGAAGUAUUUCGAGGAUGUCGCGUACAUCACCGGCGAUGGCUUCCAUGCAGUCACGCCCAGGCAGGACAAGCAUGACUACAAUGAGUCAUGGGCUCUUGGCAUCCAGAUUGGCGGCGGGUGCAUUAUUGGUUCGGACGGCAAGCCGUCGUGCGAUCUUGCCUUCAGCGCCAUCACGCGCGCAUCUGGCACGUCUCAGAUCAGGCGUGCGCCAAAAGAUGGAACCGUGAAGUUUGUCAGCUGCUCCGUCACCAUGGACACAACCACUGAGACAAGCUCCACCUGCUUUGAGGAUGACUCCACAACAAUGAUCAACAUCAAGACAGGCUUCCCAGAGAACAGCAUCUCGGCCAUCCAGUUCCUGUCAACCUACAGGGAGACUGCUCCGGACGGGCCGCCAGGGCUGUACACUCUGGUGUACCCCUGUCAGUUUUCCUUCAACCCCACCACGCAGAUCAACUCUGCAAUUGACCCCUCCAGGAACGGGUUUGGCAACGACCAGCGCAUUUCCAGCCUUUUGCCUCGCGUGGGCAACAACUUUGGCCCUGUGGGCAACGGGGGCAACUUGGGCAGGAAGGAGGACCUUUACGGGGGCGACAUUUAUGGAGAAAGAGACCCCAGCCCAGACACUUAUCCUGCAAAACUGAGGCAGGCCCAGCUGGCUGCGGAGCAGUGGCAGGCCAUGGCGCAGGAGGCGCUGCCAGGGGCACCGGCGGACCCCAGCAGCGUGCGCCAGGAGCUGGAGCGGCUCAGGAAAGUAGAGGCUGAGCUUGCAUCUAUGCGGCCGCGCGAGGCCAAGCUGCAGACAGCGCUGGCCGAGAAGAACCUGGAGAAUUUGGAGCUGCGGUGGCGAGUGGCUGCUGCCAGAGAGGCUACAAAUCCGAGUCUGGCACAGGCUCGGCAGCUGCUGACGGAUCCGGCGGUGGCGCGUGAAUUUGCGCGGCUGAGGGAGGAGGCGGAGGCCAAGGCGCAGGAGGUGCGGCGGCUGCAGGAGGAGCUGCAGGCCGUCAACUUCAGCCAGGAGUCCAAGGCCGGCCGCCUGCUCAUGGCCAAGUGCCGCGCCCUCCAGGAUGAGAACGAGGACAUGGGGCGGGAUCUGGCGGAGGGGCACGUGCAUGCGCUGGAGCGGCAGCUGGCGCUGGCCAAGACUGCGCUGGAGGACAUGCGGCGCGCAUACCUGCAGCUGGAGGACGUCACCCAGCAGCUCGACAACGAGGCCGAGGACCUGCAGGCCCAGGCGCGAGCCACCCCCAUCUAG